AUGGCUUCACUAAAAGUGUGUUCAGUAAGCAGACUUGCAAAGUAUAUAACUGAUUCCUCUCUCACGGGUCUACGAGCUAAUAUGUUCAGGAGCACAUUUCGUGGUUAUGCAACAGAAGAGAAACCGGCAGUAGCUCCCAAAGAGGAGGGCAGUAAGCCACAGCCCCUACCGGCCACUGUUGAGGAAUGUCACAAACAGAUUGAGGCUCUCACCACCGAGUUGAACACAGCCAAACAGCAAGCCAAAGAACUUGAGGAUAAGUACAAGCGCGCGCUGGCAGACGGCGAGAACGUGCGGCGACGAAUGAUGAAGCAGGUUGAAGACGCAAAAUCAUUCGCUAUACAGAGCUUCUGCAAAGAUUUGCUUGAUGUGGCGGACACGCUGGCGGCGGCGGCGGAGAGCGUGCCGGAGGGGGGGGAGGUGGCGGAGGGCGGCGCGGCGGCGGGUGGGGGGGAGGGCGGCGCGGGCGCGGCGCUGCGCUCGCUGCACGACGGCGUGCGCCUCACGCGCGCGCAGCUCGCGCAGGUGUUCAGUCGACACGGGCUGAUCGCAGUUUCCCCACUUCGAGAGAAAUUCGACCCUAAUUUACACGAAGCUUUAUUCCAACAGGAAGUGGAAGGAGCCCAGACGGGCACGGUGGUGGCGGUGAGCAAGGUGGGCUACAAGCUGCACGAGCGCUGCGUGCGGCCCGCGCUCGUCGGCGUGGCCAAGUGA
Messenger RNA from Arctia plantaginis, 714 nucleotides. Lineage: Eukaryota; Metazoa; Arthropoda; Insecta; Lepidoptera; Erebidae. The record is from the annotation of a GenBank genome assembly.